GUGGUGUGGCGGUGGUGAUGAUGGUUUGGGUCGUGUGGUGUCGUGGUUACAUUUCUCCUCGCCGCCGAAAACUUACCAACGAGAAGACAUACGCACAGCAAGUUUAAUUUUCCACUCUUCCCCUAAGGUAGACAUCAUGAAAGUAGUUGCCCAGAAACUUGGAUGCGCCAAGGCAUUUAAGAUGACCACAAGAAAUGUGACGAUCCUCUGUGAUCGACAAUAAAGUUGUGAUCGUGUCCAGCGUAGCCAGCACAGUUCCAAAUUGAGUGUGAGAUGAGGUUAGCAAACUAUAAACAACGGUCUCUGAAAUACGCGAUAAAAUUUAUGUGCGAAAUGUGAAGUGAAGUAACAUUACCACAUCUGUUAGAGUUUCAACAAGCCAAACUGCUUAACUGCAUAAUUUGCGUAAAUCAAUAUCCUGGUCCCUGAUGAACAUUUUCCUGUGUUAUAGAUACGAUCCUUUAAAGUUUACUUUACUCGAAAGCUCAAGACAAAUGUGAUUAAAAAGAAAGUGACGUCUAGACGCACGAAGUGACAGCAAGUGAAGGAAAACGGACACAAAAUCCAUUUAAAAAAACUGUUAACAUUUGCUACAUAAAUGAUUGAGUUUUACAACAACAAUAAUAACAACAACAACAACAACAAUAAUAACUACAAUAAAAUGGUGCAAGAUACGGACUUUCUGCAGUCUACGCACCCGUGUAACGGACGAUCAGAGGUGGGUGCUGCAGGCGGAGGUACUGGAGGCGGUGGUGGUAGUGGAGGUCCCGUCGGAGCCACCACGACGAUCAAGUGUGAGAAGACGUAUGAAGUGUGUGAGGGUUGUGGGCAGAAGAUCCACGAUCGUUUCCUGAUGAGAGUGGCUGACGCAAGCUGGCACGAACACUGCUUGGCCUGCAGCGAGUGCGGGGUCCUCCUCAGUCACUCCUGUUACUGUCGCAACGCCAAACUCUACUGCAAGGCGGACUAUGACAGAAAGUUUGGUGUGAAGUGUUCACGAUGUGGGGACCGGCUGCUGCCACGCGCAGAGGUGAUGAGGGUCCAGUCACAUGUGUUUCACCUGCAAUGCUUUGUUUGUGUGGUGUGCUGUCAACCCUUAGUGAAAGGUGCAGAGUUUGUUCUUCGAGGUGGACAACUCUUCUGUAAACAGGAAUUUGAGAAGGAGUUGUAUAUGAUGCAACAGGCCAGCCCAUCAGCUGAUGACUUAAUAGAUGAGAACAGUAGACCAAGAGAUGGAAGACGAGGACCAAAAAGGCCUAGAACAAUCCUCACUUCAACCCAAAGAAGACAGUUUAAAGCUUCAUUUGAAAUUAGUCCCAAACCAUGCAGAAAGGUGAGAGAGGCACUGGCAAAAGAAACAGGGUUGAGUGUUCGCGUGGUGCAAGUCUGGUUUCAAAAUCAACGAGCCAAAAUGAAGAAACUACAGAGGAAAGCAAAACAAGAAGCAGAUCAAAAGUCAUCAAGUGACAAGGACAAAGACAGCAAAGAUGAAAAAUCCAUCAAACAAGAACCUCCUUCUGGAGAUCAUAGUCAUUAUCUUGGUCUUAAUGGACUCAGCAUGCGAGAAGCUGGGGAUACAACUUACACACCUUCCAGUAGUCAGCCACUGAAUCCCAACAUUCCAUACUCACCUGAUGACACGUAUCCUACACAUUCUGGUGAGAGCUUUUGUAGCUCAGAUAUUUCAUUAGAUGACAGCACUAACUUCGAACAGCUGGAUGAAGGAGGAUCAGAUACUCUCUCUCUUCAGAACCUUGAUAUGCAGGCCCCACAUCCUCCACCUCCAUCAGAAGGUCUUCUGCCAAGCAUUGUACAAGUCAACCCCAUAGAUAAAUUAUAUCUGAUGCAGAAUUCGUAUUUCAGUACAGAACAGUGAACUAAUAGAAAGAACGAAAAGAUAAAAAUAAACUGUUUCUUGUCUUGGAUAACAGGGUCUCAAUAAUGAAAAGUCUUUACACUCAUGUAACUUGAAACACAAUAAAAGAAAGUAUACUUUGAAGUCUUAUAUAAUAAAGAAAUAAUGUUACCCCAUAUAACUGCCAGUAUUGAUUUAUCAUAACCUGUACUAACUCAAACAGGAAAUUUUACUCUGGCUUCAAGAAGUCAUGGGUUUUGGUGCAGGAUUGUGGAAUACUGACUGAUGAAAAUCAACUGUAAUUGUAAUACAGAUAUAAGAAUUAGAAUAUGAGCCAUUUUUGUCACUACUGUGAAACAAUCUGAAACAGCAAGAGCUUCCUGUUUAGUGAAAUGUGUGGCCUAUUCAAGCUCUAAAAAUGAAGUUCAAGUUCAGUUCUUUAUAACUUGAAGAAAAUGUAUUCUUUCGAUUUGUAUGUUAUUGUAAGUGCUGUAAAGUGUUUAUAACAGCAUAAUGCAGUGGAGCCCCCAAGGCUGACGUUGCUUGAUUUAAGGUUAUCCCUCAUGUAACACUCACCCUCAUUAAUCUCAAGAUUAUCAUUCCAGUGUUAAAUGGCUUCCAUUUAUGACAUUCCUCAAUUUAUUGUUCAAAUCUACUGGUCUCAAAAGAAAUCUGAAAUAGGGGUUUCACUGAAAUUCCUUUACUUAAAUUUCACAUUUAAAACCCACAAAAUACUUCUACAGAUUGACAUGCUUAAGGAGGAACCCUUAAAUGUUAGAACUGCAGAGUUCAUCUAUUUUCAAACAUGUAUUCCAAUCUUUAUACCAUAUACAAAAUUAAAGUAACAAAGUUGCCAAGCUUAUUGUCAAAAAUAUCUUAACAAUGAUGACCCAGUGCACCUUACCCUUGCCUAUUGCUGUAAUCAAUCUGGACUGCUAGGGGUAAGAUGACUGCAGAAGAUGGUGGACAUGGCUUAAUCUGAUGUACUAUCCAGCAUAUACCUGAUGGGACUAAUGGAAACCUUUUCUUCUUUAAAUAUGUUUAAAAAUUAUCUUUGGUGCAUGUCUGCUCUUUACACAGGGCCUACCUCCCAACUAAUAAUGCCAACAUAAUGGAAAUAAUAUCCAAGACAAGACCGCAGUAAUAUCUUAAGAGUAUAAGACUUUAAAACAGUUCAAUGAUUAUUGGAAUUUAUUUCCAUCACUUGGCUAACUGAAGACUGUGAAAUUAUAAUCAUCAAAUUGAUGCAAACUUAUCACCAUUAAAACCACAAUUUGAGUGAUUAAUACAAUAGCAGAAGUAAAAUAACUGCUGCCUCUGUCAAUUUGUAUCCCUGUUCAAUGAUCAGCUUGUGAGCUUGCAGAACAAUUGAGAAAGGCUACUUUCUUUGUUAACAUUUUAAAUGUAAAAAAAGAAGAAACAAGGGAGUUAAAAUCAAACUAUGAGUGAAGUUUCAGAUUCCAAGAAUAUGUGAACAUAGAUUAACUAUUUUGCUGCAUUUUACAUCUUUAGAAAGAAUUUUGUGGUACUGUGCUGCUCAUGAAAGAUUUCAGUGUGAAUACAGACAUGUGAAACAAAACAAAAAUUAUUCUCCUUCCAUGGAUGAUAUUAAAACUUUCUUGCAGUCACAAUGUUCGUCAUUUUGGCAACCUAUUACCACAGUUGUUGUCCUUUAUCAUACAGGAAU
Molecule: messenger RNA, 3542 nt
Organism: Cryptotermes secundus
Lineage: Eukaryota; Metazoa; Arthropoda; Insecta; Blattodea; Kalotermitidae
Product: LIM homeobox transcription factor 1-beta
Exons: 7
Coding region: 599-1876 (425 amino acids)
Biological process (GO): neuron differentiation; regulation of transcription by RNA polymerase II
Cellular component (GO): nucleus
Molecular function (GO): RNA polymerase II transcription regulatory region sequence-specific DNA binding; DNA-binding transcription factor activity, RNA polymerase II-specific
Source: RefSeq, a predicted model, not a curated record